This is a messenger RNA of Gavia stellata (red-throated loon), 1035 nucleotides long. Its product is annotated as SUN domain-containing protein 3-like. The record is from RefSeq and is a predicted model, not a curated record. Lineage: Eukaryota; Metazoa; Chordata; Aves; Gaviiformes; Gaviidae. Gene Ontology annotation, biological process: nuclear envelope organization. Gene Ontology annotation, cellular component: meiotic nuclear membrane microtubule tethering complex; nuclear envelope. Gene Ontology annotation, molecular function: protein-membrane adaptor activity.
AUGGCAGCUGGGAGGGACAUGGAAAGGGGAGCGGGCAGCCCGAGGCAUAACCCGGCCUUAGACCGCGUUCUAUGUAAGGAGAGCUUUGGUGUAUGGCUGACAGGUGUUUACCCCGUGGGACAGCUUGGCGAAGAAAGCCUCUGGAGGACGGCAGCAGGAUGGUGGGCCUACAUCUCCUCCCAUAUUCAGCCUCUCCAACAGCAGGUGCGCUCGCAUCUCCCUGGAGGGGACUGGAAGACUCGGAGGCCAGCAGGGGACGAGUUAGGAGAAGUGCUGAGCGAAACCCUGACCCUGCCAGAAAAGCUACGUAAGCUCCAGGAAGAGCUUUAUCUCCUGCGCUGGAGCCUAAAGGAUGUCGCCGAGCGUGCUUUUCAGGAAGCCUUGAAGCAGGCGAAGCUCCCAGGCUUUACCGGAUGGGCUGUUCAAGAGAUAAUCAAUCAAGUCUUGGAGAAGCUGGAAGAAAAGCAAGUCCCCAUGCCAGAUUAUGCCCUCAAAUCAUCAGGGGCUGCUGUCGUUCAUUCAAGGACUUCUCCAUCCUUCCGCAAUAGGAAAGGAAAAGUCUUUUUGUAUUCCCUGCCGGUGCUGGAUUACCUGCGAUCUCCUGACGUUAUCCUUGAGCCGGAAAAUCAUCCAGGAAACUGCUGGCCCUUGGCAGGAAGUCAGGGACACGUGCUCAUCAGGCUGUCUGUGCCAAUCGUUCCCAGAGCAGUCACCGUGGACCAUGUCUCAGGGACAAUGUUCCAUAGAGACAGCAUCUCCAGAGCGCCAAAGGACUUUGCUGUCUACGGCCUCAAGGAAGAACAGGAGGAGCAGGGAACGUUCCUGGGACGGUUCACUUUCCUGGCGAUGCUGAAUCCCACUCAGACCUUCCAGCUGAAGAACGAGCUCUCUGGGUUCGUGAAUUACAUAAAGCUGCAAGUGCUGAGCAACUGGGGCCACCCGGACUACACCUGCCUGUAUCGAUUCAGGGUGCACGGCGAUCCUCCCGAAGACGGGGGAAAGGGGUCCCUGUCAUCUGGCAAUAAAGGCCCUUAA